Corvus hawaiiensis (hawaiian crow) is the source of this 5293-nucleotide messenger RNA. RefSeq names its product COPI coat complex subunit alpha (gene COPA). The coding region runs from base 71 to 4852 and encodes 1593 amino acids. The record is from RefSeq and is a predicted model, not a curated record. Gene Ontology annotation, cellular component: COPI vesicle coat. Gene Ontology annotation, molecular function: protein binding; structural molecule activity. Lineage: Eukaryota; Metazoa; Chordata; Aves; Passeriformes; Corvidae. Gene Ontology annotation, biological process: intra-Golgi vesicle-mediated transport; endoplasmic reticulum to Golgi vesicle-mediated transport; retrograde vesicle-mediated transport, Golgi to endoplasmic reticulum. The transcript has 34 exons.
GCUGCUUCCGGGGCGGCUCCGCGGCGCUGACGUGGAGGUUCCGGGCCGAGGCCGGGCCGAGCGCGGGGCGAUGUUGACCAAAUUCGAGACCAAAUCCGCGCGGGUGAAAGGGCUCAGCUUCCACCCGAAGCGGCCCUGGAUCCUCACGAGCCUCCACAACGGCGUCAUCCAGCUCUGGGAUUACCGCAUGUGCACCCUCAUCGACAAGUUCGACGAGCACGACGGCCCGGUCCGAGGGAUCGAUUUCCACAAGCAGCAGCCGCUCUUCGUCUCCGGGGGCGACGAUUACAAAAUCAAGGUGUGGAAUUACAAACUGCGCCGCUGCCUCUUCACGCUGCUGGGCCACCUGGAUUACAUCCGGACAACCUUCUUCCACCACGAAUAUCCCUGGAUCCUGAGCGCUUCCGACGACCAAACCAUCCGCGUGUGGAACUGGCAGUCCCGGACCUGCGUCUGUGUCCUGACGGGCCACAACCACUACGUGAUGUGCGCCCAGUUCCACCCGGCCGAGGACCUGGUGGUGUCGGCGAGCCUGGACCAGACCGUCAGGGUGUGGGAUAUAUCCGGGCUCCGAAGAAGAACCUCUCUCCCGGCGCGGUGGAAUCCGACGUUCGCGGCAUCACCGGCGUCGACCUCUUCGGCACCACCGACGCCGUGGUCAAGCACGUCCUGGAGGGCCCAUGACGGGGGUGAACUGGGCCGCCUUCCACCCGUCCAUGCCGCUCAUCGUCUCGGGCGCCGACGACCGCCAGGUGAAGAUCUGGAGGAUGAACGAAUCCAAGGCCUGGCAGGUGCACACGUGCCGGGUUUUUCCCAUUUUCCCAGGAUUUUUCCAGGAUUUUCCCCGUUUUUUCCCAGAAUCCAAGGCCUGGCAGGUGCACACGUGCCGGGUUCAUUCCCCAUUCCCAGGAUUUUUUCCCCAUUUUUCCCUGGGAUUUUUUCCCCAUUCCCAAGCUUUUUACCCCCAUUCCCAGGACUUUUUUCCCCUUUCCCGGGAUAUUUUUCCCAUUUUCCCAGGAUUUUCCCCUUUUUUUCCCAGAAUCCAAGGCCUGGCAGGUGCACACGUGCCGGGUUCAUUCCCCAUUCCCAGGAUUUUUUCCCCAUUUUUCCCUGGAUUUUUACCCCCAUUCCCAGGAUUUUUUUCCCCUUUCCCGGGAUAUUUUUCCCAUUUUCCCAGGAUUUUCCCCGUUUUUCCCCAGAAUCCAAGGCCUGGCAGGUGCACACGUGCCGGGUUUUUUCCCAUUUUCCCAGGAUUUUCCCCAUUUUUCCCCAGAAUCCAAGGCCUGGCAGGUGCACACGUGCCGGGUUUUUUCCCAUUUUCCCAGGAUUUUCCCCAUUUUUCCCCAGAAUCCAAGGCCUGGCAGGUGCACACGUGCCGGGUUUUUUCCCAUUUUCCCAGGAUUUUCCCCGUUUUUCCCCAGAAUCCAAGGCCUGGCAGGUGCACACGUGCCGGGUUUUUUCCCAUUUUCCCAGGAUUUUCCCCGUUUUUCCCCAGAAUCCAAGGCCUGGCAGGUGCACACGUGCCAGGUUUUUUCCCAUUUUCCCAGGAUUUUCCCCGUUUUUCCCCAGAAUCCAAGGCCUGGCAGGUGCACACGUGCCGGGUUUUUCCCAUUUUCCCAGGAUUUUCCCCGUUUUUCCCCAGAAUCCAAGGCCUGGCAGGUGCACACGUGCCGGGUUUUUUCCCAUUUUCCAGGAUUUUCCCCGUUUUUCCCCAGAAUCCAAGGCCUGGCAGGUGCACACGUGCCGGGUUUUUUCCCAUUUUCCCAGGAUUUUCCCCGUUUUUCCCCAGAAUCCAAGGCCUGGCAGGUGCACACGUGCCGGGUUUUUUCCCAUUUUCCCAGGAUUUUUUCCAUUUUCCCAGGAUUUUCCCCGUUUUUCCCCAGAAUCCAAGGCCUGGGAGGUGGACACGUGCCGCGGGCACUACAACAACGUUUCCUGCGCCGUUUUCCACCCGCGCCAGGAGCUGAUCCUCAGCAACUCCGAGGACAAGAGCAUCCGCGUCUGGGACAUGUCCAAGCGGACCGGCGUCCAAACGUUCCGGCGCGACCACGACCGGUUCUGGGUGCUGGCGGCGCAUCCCAACCUCAACCUCUUCGCUGCGGGCCACGACGGCGGGAUGUUGGUGUUCAAGCUGGAGCGGGAGCGGCCGGCGCACGCCGUGCACGGCAAUUCCCUGUUCUACGUCAAGGAGCGCUUCCUGCGGCAGCUCGACUUCGGCAGCUCCAAGGACGUGGCCGUGAUGCAGCUCCGGAGCGGCUCCAAGUUCCCGGUGUUCAGCAUGUCCUACAACCCGGCCGAGAAUUCCGUGCUGCUCUGCACCCGAGCCAGCAACCUGGAGAACAGCACCUACGACCUCUACACCAUUCCCAAGGACGCCGAUUCCCAAAAUCCCGACGCUCCGGAGGGGAAGCGCAGCUCGGGGCUCACGGCCGUGUGGGUGGCGCGGAAUCGCUUCGCUGUGCUGGACAGGAUGCACUCGAUCCUGAUCAAGAACCUGAAGAACGAGAUCACCAAGAAGGUUCAGGUGCCCAACUGCGACGAGAUUUUCUACGCCGGCACCGGGAAUCUGCUCCUGAGGGACUCGGAUUCCAUCACCCUCUUCGACGUCCAGCAGAAAAGGACCUUGGCGUCGGUGAAGAUCUCCAAGGUGAAGUACGUGAUCUGGUCGGCCGACAUGUCCCACGUGGCGCUGCUGGCCAAGCACGCCAUCAUGAUCUGCAACCGGAAGCUGGAAUCGCUGUGCAACAUCCACGAGAACAUCCGGGUGAAGAGCGGCGCCUGGGACGAGAGCGGCGUCUUCAUCUACACCACCAGCAACCACAUCAAAUACGCCGUCACCAGCGGGGAUCACGGGAUCAUCCGCACCCUGGACCUGCCCAUCUACGUGACGCGCGUCAAGGGCAACAACGUCUACUGCCUGGACCGCGAGUGCCGGCCCCGCGUGCUCACCAUCGACCCCACCGAGUUCCGCUUCAAACUGGCGCUCAUCAACAGGAAGUACGAUGAGGUGCUGCACAUGGUGCGCAACGCCAAGCUGGUGGGGCAGUCGAUCAUCGCGUACCUGCAGCGCAAGGGCUACCCCGAGGUGGCGCUGCACUUCGUCAAGGACGAGAAGACGCGCUUCAGCCUGGCCCUGGAGUGCGGCAACAUCGAGAUCGCCCUGGAGGCCGCCAAGGCGCUGGACGACAAGGGCUGCUGGGAGAAGCUGGGCGAGGUGGCGCUGCUGCAGGGCAACCACCAGGUGGUGGAGAUGUGCUACCAGCGCACCAAGAACUUCGACCGCCUCUCCUUCCUCUACCUCAUCACCGGCAACCUGGAGAAGCUGCGCAAGAUGAUGAAGAUCGCCGAGAUCCGGAAGGACAUGAGCGGCCACUACCAGAACGCGCUGUACCUGGGGGACGUGGCCGAGAGGGUCCGGAUCCUCAAGAGCUGCGGGCAGAAGUCGCUGGCGUUCCUGACGGCCGCCACGCACGGGCUGGACGAGGAGGCUGAGAGCCUGCGGGAAUCCUUUGAUCCCGAGAAGGAGACGAUCCCGGCCGUGGAUCCCGAGGCGCGGCUGCUGCAGCCCCCGGCCCCGGUGCUGCCCCUGGACACCAACUGGCCCCUCCUGACCGUGUCCAAAGGCUUCUUCGAGGGAACCAUCGCCGGGAAAGGGAAAGGAGGAGCCCUGGCCGCCGACAUCGACAUGGACGCCGUGGGCACCGAGGGCUGGGGCGAGGACGCGGAGCUGCAGCUGGACGAAGACGGAUUCGUGGAUGCCGGAGAAGGAUUCGGAGAGGAAGGAAUGGGAAAAGGGCCGGAGGAAGGAGGAGGAUGGGAAGUGGAGGAAGAUUUGGAUCUUCCCCCUGAGCUGGAUGUCCCCGCCGGCCCCGCGGGAGCAGCUGAGGACGGAUUCUUCGUGCCCCCCACCAAGGGCACCAGCCCAGCCCAGGUGUGGUGCAACAAUUCCCAGCUCCCUGUGGAUCACAUCCUGGCGGGAUCCUUCGAGACAGCCAUGAGACUGCUCCAUGACCAGGUGGGAGUGACCAACUUUGGCCCCUACAAGCAGCUCUUCCUGCAGACCUUUUCCCGAGGCCGGACGACAUUCCAGGCCCUUCCCAGCCUCCCCGCCAUGUACGGAUUCCCACACCGCAACUGGAAAGAGGCCGGGCCCAAGACGGCUCUGCCGGCCGUGGGGCUGAAGCUGAACGACCUCAUCCAGCGGCUGCAGCUCUGCUACCAACUGACCACGGCCGGGAAAUUCGAGGAAGCCGUGGAGAAAUUCCGGCUGAUCCUGCUCAGCGUCCCCUUGCUGGUGGUGGACAACAAGCAGGAGAUCGCCGAGGCGCAGCAGCUGAUCGCGAUUUGCCGGGAAUACAUCGUGGGAUUGUCCAUGGAGAUCGAGAGGAAGAAGCUGCCCAAGGAGACGCUGGAGCAGCAGAAGAGGAUCUGUGAGAUGGCCGCCUACUUCACGCACUCCAACCUGCAGCCCGUGCACAUGAUCCUGGUGCUCCGCACUGCCCUCAACCUCUUCUUCAAACUCAAGAACUUCAAGAGCGCCGCCACCUUCGCCCGGCGCCUGCUCGAGCUCGGCCCCAAGCCCGAGGUGGCCCAGCAGACACGGAAGAUCCUGUCAGCCUGCGAGAAGAACCCCAGCGACAGCCACCAGCUCAACUAUGACCAGCACAACCCCUUCGACAUCUGCGCCGCCUCCUACCGCCCCAUUUACCGCGGGAAACCCCUGGAAAAGUGUCCCCUCAGCGGGGCCUGCUACAGCCCCGAGUUCCGCGGGCAGAUCUGCCGCGUCACCACGGUGACGGAGAUCGGGAAGGACGUCCUGGGGCUGCGCAUCAGCCCCCUCCAGUUCCGCUAGGAAUUCUCCUGGAUAAGGAAAUUCCCGCUCCCCCAUCCCAGCUUUCACCCCAAUCCCUCCCCAUGACCAUUGCCGUGCUCCCUUCCUGGUUUUUCCCCACCCUGGAAUUCCGGAUUGAGGGGGUUUUUUUCCUCAUUUAGCAGGAAUUUCUCCCGUGUUCCCAGACCGGUUUUCCCGCUCCUUUAUCCCAGAUCUUUUCCAGAGGGGGAAAGGGCUGCUCUUCCCAAAUCCUUGGAAACUCCUCCAGAGGCUGCAGCUGCCUCUUCCCCCCUUUCAAUCCCGAAUAAUUGCUUGGAAAACCCAGGAUUGGCUCUGCCAGUCCCAAAUCCGAGGAAAUCCCGCUCCCUCUGGAAGUGGCUCCGUGUUUGUUGACUCCUUGUUUUGUCGUCCUGGCAACUUAAUGAGCUCCCCUCCUUAAUAAAGUUCGUUCAUCACCUGGAA